Molecule: messenger RNA, 2137 nt
Organism: Pistacia vera
Lineage: Eukaryota; Viridiplantae; Streptophyta; Magnoliopsida; Sapindales; Anacardiaceae
Product: protein ACCELERATED CELL DEATH 6-like
Exons: 4
Coding region: 126-2036 (636 amino acids)
Cellular component (GO): plasma membrane
Molecular function (GO): protein phosphatase regulator activity; protein phosphatase 1 binding
Source: RefSeq, a predicted model, not a curated record
UUUACUUAACUAUUUUUCCCUGUUUCUGUGAAACGUAGAGAGCAAAUACCACUCACCUUGAACCUCAGGUCUAAAUUGCAGCUGCCAAGUGCCAAGAAAGAAAAAGAGCUCAGUUUUUAAAAGCAAUGGAUUGCAUGCUGUACAAGGCUGCAAGAGAAGGAGACGUGGAGUUCUUGAAACAGUUUAUCCAAAGUGAUAAUCACAACCAUCUUCUCUUGCAUACAAAUCAGGAGAACAAUAUUCUUCACAUAGCUGCAAAAUUGGGUCAUGAACCAUUUAUUCAUGAGGCUCUCCAAACAUCUCCCUUCCUUGCAAGUCAUAUAAACUCAAAGGGUGACACUCCCUUACAUGUCGCGGCGAGAGCUGGCCAUAUUGCUGUGGUAAAACUUCUCCUCAAAGACAAAAUAAGAAGAGAUGUGUUUAGAGUUGACUCAACUGAAACUCCGGGUACAACUGUUUUGAGAGAAAUGGAAGAGGGACAGAGUGGAGUUCCAAAGCUGUGGAGGAUGAAAAAUAAGGUUCAAAGCUUGGCUUUGCAUGAGGCUUUGAGGAAUGGACACGAGGACGUUGCACUUUGUUUGUGGGAACUAGACCGAGAAAUGGCUGGAGUUGUAACUAGUUUAGGUGAGAGCCCUCUAUAUUUAGCUUCUGAAUCAAGGUGUGAAGCAGUAGUGCCGAGGAUUUUAAUGUUCUUAAGACUAAAUUCAGAGAGAGUCGAUCUCUUGCGUGAUGCUGUUAGAGGCCCAGAUGGGCAGAAUCCUCUGCAUGCCGCAGUCCUUGCAGGAAGCACUGAAUGCAUUGGUUAUCUACUAGAAGAUGAAGAUAUUUUGAAACUCAUUAAUCAACCUGACGUUAGUGGAAAGACUGCCCUUCACUUUGCAACAGAAGCCAGAGAGAUAAAUAUUACACGUGAGUUGCUUAAGAGAAGUACCUCAUCUGCAUAUCUGCGAGACAGAAAUGGCCGGACGCCAUUACUGGAAGCUGCCAGCUCAGGAAACUUUGAUGUCUUUCAGGAGAUACUCCAACACUGUCCAGACACUAUCGAGCUCUGUGACCCGACUGGCCAGAACGCACUUCAUCUUGCUGUGCUCAACAACACGAUGCAAAAUGUUAGGGAAUUCUUGCAUUUGCUAGAGAUUAAGGAGCUUGUGAAUGAACCUGACGAGGAAGGCAACACACCCUUGCAUUUAGCUGUCAAGAACGAGAACUACAAGUUGGUGAGAAAACUGAUGGAAACUAAGUGUGCGGACUUGAGAACCAAGAACAAUAGAGGCCUCACAGCUCUAGACAUCUGCGAGUCCGACUGGAAUCUUUCUUAUAGACAGAAUUCUCUCCAUACAUUCCUGAGAGGGCAAAAUGCACCCCGAGGUAGACAGCCCUAUAAUUAUUGGAAGAUCAAUCAAAAAUCAAAGAACGCAUUAAACCACCCUAACGCAGACUUAAAAAAUUUAGCGAACACAAUGUCAGUGGUUGCUGCACUUCUUGCUACGUUAACUUUCGCUGCUGCUUUUACAUUACCAGGGGGCUACCAUGCUGAUGAUAAAGAAAUACAGAAAUAUUCAACAAAUGAUAAAAAUAAAACCCUAGUAGGUUCUUCAAUCCUCAUAAAGAAACUAUCACUUAAGGUAUUUGUGUUGGCUGAUUCAGUUGCAAUGUGCUGCUCCAUGACAGUGGUGUUUCUCCUAAUUCUAGCAAUGGUUGGUGACACUGCCUUUUUGCGGUCAGCAAUUAUAUACAGCAGGAACUUGCUGAAUAUCGCCCUUUUGGGAACGUUGGUCGCCUUUAUAACUGGAUUGUACACUGUAAUAUCACCUCAGAGUAGAUGGUUAGCCAUCAUUGUCAUUAUCAUGGGCUCCAGUGUUCCAUUUCUCAUCAAAUUUUUGCGCCGCAAGUCUUCCACUUCAUCCCCUCUUGUUAUAAAAUAUCUCAAGGGAACAAUGAAGAAACCCGUGAUCUCCUACAGCCCUGGAAGAAGGCGUUCUAAUCUUAAUAUUAGUUAUGGAUUCAGUCAAACCAAGUCACCUCGCUGGUACUAAUUAAUCUAUUUGGCAAGACCAUUCUGUUUUCUUCUUUUAAUAUCAUGUGUAUAUUGUAAUCCUAAUACCCUUCUCUAAAAGUUCUUUUAGGACCUUGUUUU